Molecule: messenger RNA, 1244 nt
Organism: Daldinia decipiens
Lineage: Eukaryota; Fungi; Ascomycota; Sordariomycetes; Xylariales; Hypoxylaceae
Exons: 3
Coding region: 196-1149 (317 amino acids)
Source: RefSeq, a predicted model, not a curated record
CUUGUAUUACACCUACCUAGGUUAGGUAUGUAUGUAACUACAUGUACCUACCUACAAAACUCCCGUCCCCGCUCCGAAAUAUUACCUUAGAUAUACAGAUUAACUACCUAUACAGACGCUGAGAACAAACUUACGUAUAUCACAACUACUAGUGUCGCAGGUAAUCUCACACCCCCCCUUAAUCCGCCCGCCGCAAUGACACCCUCAUCUUCACCUACACCCUCACCCCCUCCACGUCCCCGAUUCCGCCUCGAAUUCCGCACCAUAAGCGACGGCCAGGACACCGCGCGCGCCCAAGCCCUCACCCGCGCCGGACACCACGCCCACCACAGCACAUUCCCCCAGUUCCCCCUCCUGCCGCCCGAGCUACGCCUCAAGAUCUGGGAGUACCUGCUAGCGCCGCGCAUCGUAGCAGUAGCCUGCAUCGACGACGACGACGACGGGGAGGAGCCCUUAUCUCCAUGGCCCUCGUUCCCCGCCCUGCAGGUCCCGCCCCCCAGCGCCGUGCCCGCUCUCCUGCUCGUCAACCACGAGACCCGCGAACUAGCGCGACAGUGCUACGAACCCGCGUUCGCGUGGAAAGUCCCGUACGUCUUCGUCGCCAACUCCCCGUCCCACGGGAGCGCGACGUCCAUGACUACUACGGCGGCGGCGGCGGCAACGUGGUCGCGGCCGCGCGUCUGGUUCGACUACGAGCGGGACGCGCUGUACCUCGUCGGCGAGCUGGAGCCGUGCGACAGCUACGGGUUCAACAGCGCGAUGGCGUAUUUCCUGCGUCGCGAAGAGGCGCUGCGGGUGCGACGGCUGGCAGUUGCGUUCGGCGCCCUGCGGUACGGGGAGGCCGGGUCGCAGCACAUUUUCGGGGCGCUGUUUCAUGUUGUGGAUCGGUUCGCGCAUAUCGAGGGGGGGAGGGUGUUGGUUGCGGUUGUGCCGAGGGACGAGUUUACGCAUUUGCAUCUGGGAGGGGAAUGGCCGUUGGUGCGUCCCGAGGCAGAUAAUGUUGUGCAGAAUAUUUGGAAGGAUUGGUAUAGGGGCACGUCGGCGCUGGCGAAUGCCCAGUUCGAGUUGGUCCCGGAGUCGGAUCUACCAGAACUUAUCGCGAGGCCGACUAGGUCUGCUACGACUCGGCCGUGGCAGUACUCUCACUAGACAACAUUGGAUAUUCAUAGAACAUGGUCAUGUGGUGCAAUACGACUACAUAAUUCAUAUACACUGCCCUCUUAAGUUGAGUGGUGACUGGCUAU